Linum trigynum is the source of this 605-nucleotide messenger RNA. The record is from the annotation of a GenBank genome assembly. Lineage: Eukaryota; Viridiplantae; Streptophyta; Magnoliopsida; Malpighiales; Linaceae.
CCCCUAACACACGUCCUCUCUCCCCUCUCUUCCCUCUCUCUUUCCUCUCCUCAAAACCCUAGCCGCCUCCUCCCCCUCCGUCUCUCCAUGCCACCGCCCCCUCCAUCUCUCCCUCCUCCCACCACUAUCGUAGCCCUCCCGCCGCAGCCGUUGCGCCCUCCACCUCCCACCACUGCCGCGACAUCACGCUCUCCCCGUCGCCUCCCUCCACCCCCUAACACUGUCAUCUUUCUCCCGUCAUCCUUUGACACCGCCCUCAUUCACUGUCGUCGUCGUCGUAGAGUGGUACGCUACCAUUGGUAGUCGUAGCGUACCACUACUCACUGGUAGCAGCAUCACUACUUACUGGUAGUGGUACCACGCUACCACUACCACUGGUACCGCUACUAGUGGUAGUGGUAGCGUACCACAACCACUGGUACCGUACCACUAGCGCACUACCGGAGUGGUUUUUUUGUAGAUCGUCGAAGCGAGUAUGAUUGGAGGAUUUCAUCGAGAAAAAGUCUUUCGGUCGGAGAAAGUUUGGCAAUCAGAGCGAAGAGUCUGCUGAAAAAUGAAGAGAGAGAUAGAGAGAGAUAUAAUUGUAAUAAUUUUAGGAUUGAAAU